GUGUUUUGUAAAACAUAAAAAAAAAAAGCCUAGCACUCCAGGAAGGAAUGCAUACUGCCCGCCAUAUUUUAUGUCCAAGUUUUAAACUGAAGCCCAGGUUUUCUUUGUUCAGCUGUUCAUGUACAGAGAAACAUUGGUCUUUUUUCUCUGAAACUGAAGCUUUUUCAAUCUUUGUAUGAGUAGAUAACCAACAGUAACAUUGGGAGAYAGCAUUAUUUGUUAUUUACCAUCAUUACCGUCAUCAAAAUGAAAGUCUUACGUUCACCGUUUUGGAURUAACUGUUUUCUUGCUCCAGAUUAAAAUGUCUUAUCGUGUCACUGAAAUGCAAACAUCACAGUGCUAGUGAGUGACCUGGAGACUACAGUGGAUUCAACAGCAUUACAGUGUAAACAUGUUUUAUUUCACAUUCACUUGAUACAAUCAACACUGGAAAAAUAUGAACGUUUCAAGAGAUCUUUCACAUGUAAACAGAGCCUUGGAGUGAAACUGACUGGGUAUCAGGCUUAACCUGUAUUCAGAGGAGAGCAUUUACUGUAUGUCAAACAAGACAACUCUUAUUUAAGAGGUUCUCAGGUUUCAGAUUUUAAAACUUACAACAGAGCAUUAAACCUGCUUGUGAAUAUAGGUGACCAGAGCUUCAGAGUCAGAAUGUCAUUGUCAUUGAAACAAAAUUGCUGUCCKUAAAGCUUCAAAAAAUGUAUAAAAAAGAUUAAAAAUGCCAUGAUAAGUCGUUCAGAACACAAAUGGACUACUGCACAUGAUCAAUGAUGGUGACUCAAAAACAUUAAAUGUAUCAUGGCUGAUUUUCAAUAACUGUCAUUCAGUGUGUCAUGGCAUACAGGUGAAACUAGAAAAAAGGCGAUAAUUUUGCGUAAAAAAAGGUUGUACACUUUUUUUAAAAAAAAAAAAUACCGUUUUUCCGUUAAUUUAUCUUAAAAACAAGAAAUGCACCACAAUUGGAAAGGUCAGAGAAACAGGAGUUUGCGGCUUUUAUUUUGAAAUGACCUGUGGCGUUCUAUUUCCGGUCCCGGUGUGGAGCCGCAGUGUGAACAGCAGCCGUCAGCACCGAGACGCCGCAGCGUUGAGAGACGCUCCGGUGCUCGAAGGCGGGCUCUGUGUCUCUGUCAGCCUGCCGCCAGACGAAGCUCCUUUCUGGGCCUUUAUUUUCUAAAUUCCACCGCCGCGCUCUUCUGGAGGUGAAUGAAGACCGAACCCUGCUCUGCCCCGGUCGCGCUGAGACGCGGACGAGCUGAGGACCGGAAUCAUCGGUGCGCUUAAAUAUUACUUGAAAGACGGACCGGGUUUUCCGUCUUGUUUUUUGGUGAUUUAUUUCCGGCGGGGACAGUGUUUGUCGAGCGGCAGGAGAGAAUGCAGCGCAGCGGGUGUGUUGCUGCAGGUGGAUGGCCAACCUGAGCCGAGCUCGACCCGCCGCAGCAGCUCCUGGCUUCACUCGGAGCCGCCUGACGGAGUAAAACCCAAACCGCAGCGCUGAGAGGAUUUUAAAAAAAGAAGCCGAGCCAUGCUCCCCGGAGUCGGCGUGUUCGGCACCAGCCUGACGGCCCGGGUGAUCAUCCCGCUGCUGAAGAACGAAGGCUUCGCCGUGAAGGCGCUGUGGGGCCGGACCCAGGAGGAGGCGGAGGAGCUGGCCAAGGAGAUGAACGUCCCGUUUUACACCAACCGGAUCGACGACGUGCUGCUGCACCAGGACGUGGACCUGGUCUGCAUCAACCUGCCGCCGCCUCUGACGCGCCAGAUCGCCGUCAAAACGCUGGGUAUUGGAAAGAACGUAAUCUGUGAUAGGACUGCCACGCCCCUGGAUGCCUUCCGAAUGAUGUCAGCUGCCCAGUACUAUCCAAAGCUGCUAAGCAUUAUGGGAAAUGUGUUGCGUUUCUUGCCGGCUUUUGUUCGAAUGAAGGAACUUUUAGAAGAAGGUUACGUUGGAGAACUUCUGGUCUGUGAGGCCCAGGUCCACAGUGGGAGUCUCUUAGGGAAAAAAUACAACUGGAGCUGUGAUGAUCUGAUGGGAGGUGGUGGUUUGCAUUCCGUGGGCAGCUACAUCAUCGACCUGCUUACAUUUCUGACUGGCCAACGUGCAGCCAAGGUCCAUGGCUUCCUCAAGACAUUUGUCAAACAGACAGACCACAUCCGGGGCAUUCGUCAGAUCACAAGUGACGACUUCUGCACAUUUCAGAUGGCACUAGAAGGCGGCGCCUGCUGCACUGUCACGCUCAACUUCAACGUACCAGGAGAGUUUCGUCAAGAGGUGAUAGUUGUGGGAAAUGUUGGGAGGCUGAUGGUCACUGGCACAGACCUGUAUGGACAGAAGAACAAUGGCGACGGCGGCCCUGAACUCCUACUCAAAGACACCACACCUCUUGAGAAGGCCUCCUUGCCGGAAAAGGCUUUUAGUGACAUUCCAUCCCCUUACCUCACCGGGACGAUCCGCAUGAUCCAGGCAGUGCGGCAGGCCUUUCAGGACCAAGAUGACCGCCGGACCUGGGAUGGAAGGCCCCUGACGAUGGCCGCCACUUUUGAGGAUUGCCUUUAUGCUCUUUGUGUGGUGGACACAAUCAAGAAAUCCAACCAGUGUGGAGAAUGGCAGAACAUUGUGGUCAUGAAAGAAGAACCAGAGAUUAGCCCUGCCUAUUUAAUCAGCGAGGCCAUGCGGCGGAGUAGGAUGUCACUCUACUGUUAGCAUCCAAGCUGCUGUGUACRGCCAGAGCCUUGGUAUUACUGGAAGUUCUUUCACUGGGAUACUGCAUCCAGUUUAACAUGCUGGCAGUUUUUUUUUUAAACUUGUGUUGUUACGGUUUGCACCAAGGAAGUGCAGAGAGCUAUGGUUUUGCUGCUUUAGCAAUAGAGAAGCUACUAGAAUAUUUUUUUUAUGUAAAUGCAAAAUUUGGAUGGUCCACACCCUCCUAACCUCCCUGGGAUUCCCACCCAUGUAUACAAGGUACUUAUCUGGAAGUUACCUGGAACAUACUCCAGCAAGAUGCUUUUGGAAAAUCAGACAACAAAAAAAGGCACUGGGAACCAUGCAGAAAUUAAAAUACUUCCUGGUUCAUUAAUCAGUUGUAGGCGACUCAAAAGAAUUCUACUUCUGAUAUUUCCAUUUCCCAAAUUGACACAGUCUAGAAACCUUUUACCACCUUGCUGACUCAUUGACCAAACAGGUAUUACUGAUCCGUUUCCUACAUCUUUUUGAUAUGACCUCACUUACACUGUGGGUUCAAACAAGGACAGCCAAGGGAAGAGCGAUCGUGCCCUCAUAUUGUGCCGCUUUGUUGUUGCUGUAUUCUAAAGGUGUUAGCUAGUUUUACACAGUGAAUAUUUAAUAAGUCAGUGUGCUCUGUGCUUCAUAUCUGCUCUGUAUUCUUCUUUUGUGUGUUUGUGCAAAAAAAAAGGAAAAAGUCAGUUAUUCA
Molecule: messenger RNA, 3423 nt
Organism: Austrofundulus limnaeus
Lineage: Eukaryota; Metazoa; Chordata; Actinopteri; Cyprinodontiformes; Rivulidae
Gene: gfod1
Product: glucose-fructose oxidoreductase domain containing 1
Exons: 3
Coding region: 1521-2696 (391 amino acids)
Molecular function (GO): nucleotide binding
Source: RefSeq, a predicted model, not a curated record